This is a messenger RNA of Fonsecaea erecta, 939 nucleotides long. RefSeq lists its product as hypothetical. The record is from RefSeq and is a predicted model, not a curated record. The coding region runs from base 1 to 939 and encodes 312 amino acids. The transcript has 2 exons. Lineage: Eukaryota; Fungi; Ascomycota; Eurotiomycetes; Chaetothyriales; Herpotrichiellaceae.
AUGCCAUCCCUCGCAACGGCUCGCCACUUCAAAAUAGCUAUCCUGGGGAUUCUGCUUGCUGUAAUGGGCAAUGUCUGCACGACGGCGAUCGCUACCACCAACGGCACCCUACAAGGGGGGGCGGGGUGCUACCUCCAGCGCAAAUACUUCCUUGGUAUACCGCGCAAGUUACUAUCUGCCCCUUUUGCUGCCCCUGAGUCGUACAACAAGACAUAUGACGGCGUGUUAGACGGCUCAGUUCAGCCACCUCGUUAUCCGCAAUUUGGCCUCGCUUACGUUGAGGAUGAAAAGCAAUCCGAAGACUGCAUUGUGGUCUCGGUGAACUACCGUGUCGACCCCCUGGGCUUAGUUGCGUAUCCAGCCGCUGGGAUCUCUGGCAACUACGGGAUACAAGGCCACUUUUUGGCAUUGCAAUGGGUCCGAAACGAGCUCAGCUCCUUCGGUGGUGACUCUAACACGGUCUUGUUGCUUGGCAAUUCUGCAGGUGCCUGGGACAGUUAUGCCACCGUGCCUCUCGCCCAGGCGCCCUCACUCAUGAAGAGCGCCGCUUUCCAGUCUGGACGCGGUCGCGGUAUUGUGCCCGUGAACCACACAAAAGCCCUGAACGGCCAGUAUAUUGGAUCGCUCAACUGUAGUCUGGACGACGGAGCUUUGGAUUGUUUGCGCAAAACACCAUUGACAACCAUGAACAAGACUCUCAUCGCCGUCGACAACUCUGCCCAGGACGUCGUCGGCACUGGGACCUUGAUUCAGUUCAACGGAUCUGGGAACGCCUGGCUGCCCUUGGUGGACAGUCACAUCAUCCCCCAAAAUCCGGCUUCUGUCGGCGUCCGGGUGCUCGCCAUCGUCGACUUUAUGGACGAAGCUUGGACAGUAUGGCCGCCACCGGCCGUCAGGCCAACGACAGUGUUUGGCCCGCAUGGAGACCAAAGUAGCUGA